UCAAACAACAAAUAGGGUACAAAUUCGUGGAAAAACUAAGUCCCUAAGAAUAGUGUCACGAGUUUCCUUAUUUAUAUGUAUAUACAUGUGUAUAAUAUAUGUAUAUGUACUUGUGGAUUCCUCUUUCUUGUUUUUUUCGUUCAAGUGAAAAGAAAGAAGAGAUCAGAAAAAGUUGUAGUGUCUAUGAAUUAAAGAGAAAUUCAAGUGCUAUCAUAUUUCUCUAUAUUUUAUCGAUGCAUUUUUGGACUCCAAGGUGAAAUUAAGCGAUCCGAUCGAUCGUCAAAAAAAUUCUUUGAAUUUGAUUGACACGUGAGGAGAAGGGGAAGGAGUAGAAGAAGAAUAAGAAGAAUAAAAGAAUAAUAAAAAAUAAUGUGUAGUAACGAAAGUCCACCACCAGCUAAGGAACCGUUGGCUGUCGGAUUGGGUAAUUCGAUGGUCGGGUUCUUUCCAGGCUUUGACCAAUAUCGUCUUCAUCUUUAUCAUUAUGCCAUGACUGAGAGAUUACGUAUAGCGCAACAGUUACACCCACAACAUCCUGGGGUCGGUCAUCCACCGUCGGGUUCACCAGCUCAUCUUGGAUUAGGUGCUGCAUUUCCUGCUCCAUUACCAUUAUAUCCAGCGGCAGCAGCAGCUGGAUAUCCGAGUCGAUUGGCAUUGUCCAUGGCAUUGCUUCAUCCUCAUCAUCAGAGAAUACCAGAGGAACCUAAACCACAACAUAGUUACAUCGGUUUAAUAGCAAUGGCUAUACUAUCGUCUCCGGAAAAGAAAUUGGUCCUUUCGGAUAUUUAUCAACAUAUAUUAGAACAUUAUCCAUAUUUUCGUACGCGUGGUCCAGGAUGGAGAAAUUCUAUAAGACAUAAUUUAUCGUUGAAUGAUUGUUUCGUCAAAUCGGGUAGAAGUGCUAACGGUAAGGGCCACUAUUGGGCCAUUCAUCCUGCCAAUUUGGAAGAUUUCCGACGCGGAGAUUUCCGAAGGCGCAAAGCCCAAAGGAAGGUACGAAGGCAUAUGGGUUUAGCAGUAGACGAAGAGCCAGACAGUCCUAGUCCACCACCCUUACCAGCUACACCACCACCUACCGCAUCGGCAUUAGGUCCACCCGUCGCUUCUCAACAAUUAACCGGAAUUUGGACGAGCCCUGCGCCAGCUCCACCUGGCCCCCCACCCCAUUCUCAUCAUCACCAUCACCACCAUCAUCAUCAUCAUCAACAACCGCAACAGCAGCAACAACAGCAACAACAGCAGCAACAACAUAUGUUUCAAAGUCGUUCCAUCAGACAAUCCUCAUCUCUUCAACCAUCAAGAAAACGACUGUUCGAUGUAGCUUCACUCUUGGCGCCGGACGACCAACACCAUCACCACAUCGAGUCAGAUUUAAGGCUACCUAAAUCUAGAAGAUUCAGUUGCAGCGAAGACGAAUUGCACGACCUGCAAGAACAAGAACAGGAACAAGACGAAGAGGUUGACGUAGACGUCGACGUUGACGUUGUUGAAGGCAACGCUCUCCCCUCGCCUACUGGGACACCCUCGGCUAGUCCAGAAGCUAAAUUGGUCUCGCCGAUUGCUGGUCAUUGGAAUGAUCGGAGUUUGCAAACUGGACCUCAACAAUUACCAUCUCUUCAUCUUCACAAUCACGUACACGUUAGGAAUUAUUACGUACCAACUAACGCCAGUAACGCUUCUGGCGUCUAAUCGAAUCUCAAGUGUGUCCAAACCAUGUUGUUUAUGCAUGUGUGUAUGCAUGUGUGUGUGCAUGCGUAUGUGCAUGUGUGUGCGCGCGUGCUGGUUAUCUAUCUCUUUUUCUUCAACGACAUCAGAUCUCACUAAAGUGUCGAAAAAUAUGGUGACCUCUUCAUCGAUAUUCUAUUCAGACGUAUGAUUUACGUCAACAGUGCAAUAAGCUUCUCUAUCUGUUUGUCAAGAUCGAUCAAAUGAGCUUGGUGUCUCCUAAAAAAAAAAAAAAAGAUAAAUGAAGAAAGAGAUAGAAGGAUGUCAAAAUAAUUCAACAAAUAAACUAAAUAUAAAAAUUAAUUUAAAGUGCGAGAGAAAUCUAUAUAGGUACAAUUGUAAAUAAGAAAACGAAUCGAGAUAACUUUGAGAUCUCUCUCGAAUGUUUAAAGUGUGAUAUAAAAGAGAAAGCAUUAAAAUCGCAUAGAUAUACGUAGUGUAUUAUAAAAAUAGACAUUUCUUUUUUUUUUUUUGAAUGUACUAAAAGA
Polistes dominula (European paper wasp) is the source of this 2213-nucleotide messenger RNA. RefSeq names its product forkhead domain 102C (gene fd102C). NCBI's taxonomy places the organism in Eukaryota, Metazoa, Arthropoda, Insecta, Hymenoptera, Vespidae. Gene Ontology annotation, molecular function: RNA polymerase II cis-regulatory region sequence-specific DNA binding; DNA-binding transcription factor activity, RNA polymerase II-specific. Gene Ontology annotation, biological process: regulation of transcription by RNA polymerase II; anatomical structure morphogenesis; cell differentiation. The record is from RefSeq and is a predicted model, not a curated record.